GUACAGCGCGUAAAAGCUACUGGGCACCGCUGUCAGCGCGGAGACGCAUAUUGGACACCGUACACCUCAGCAACUCCAUUCCUCUGAACGGGCCACACGGAGGUGCAUGGCCCCAUCCCCUUGUAUCAUGAUGAAUCCUGUGCAGGGGUCGCCGUCCCAAGACGCCAAACAGCUUCAUCAAAAAGAGGAGACGGAUACGGAGGGCGAGGAACUUCAGCCCAAAGACAUGACCACUGAGAAAGGAUACAAACUCCAGCGGAGCAGCCUCCCGUUUAGCGUCGAGUCGUUGAUUUCCAAGAAGACUACCUGUCGGACUUCUUAUUUCUCCUCAGACUUAGCUGUGGUCCUGCCGAAGCCCGUGGCCGGGCAAGGCGCGCAGUUCUCUCCAAGGACUCUUUACGCGGAGAGGAAGGUUUCCGCGGAGAGCUCGCAGGGUGUUUCCAGUAGUUCCAGCGAGGACAGUCCGCAGUUUUGUGAGAAAGAUCAGAGCACUUGGUUCCAGACGUCUUCCUUUUCCACUCCGUCUCGGAGCGCAAGUCCAACUCAGUGUACUUUAAGGAAACACAAAAACAACAGGAAACCUCGCACGCCCUUCACUACCUCCCAGCUACUGGCGCUGGAGCGCAAGUUUCGCCAGAAGCAGUACCUCUCCAUCGCCGAGAGAGCCGAGUUCUCCAACUCUCUCAACCUGACGGAGACUCAGGUCAAAAUUUGGUUUCAGAACAGGAGGGCCAAAGCCAAGAGACUGCAGGAGGCCGAGCUGGAAAAGUUUAAACUGGCCUCCAAGCCCGUCCUGCCCGCCUUUGCGCUGCCGUUCCCCCUCGGAGCGCACAUGGGGUCUCCGACAUGGGGCCCGUCAAACGCCUUCCCGAGGCCCAGUCUGCCGGUCCCAGGACUGUUCAGCGGACCCGUCACUUAUGGGAUGUACUAUUUGUCUUAGUAUUACUGUGUGUGUGUGUGUGUGUGUGUGUGUGUGUGUGUGUGUGUGUGUGUGUGUGUGUGUGUGUGCGUGUGUGUGGUUUUAAGAGAAAAAUGUCUUCUGUCCCGGUUGCAAUACACUUAUGAAUGAGGAUGAUGCGUUUUUCUACAUCUCGGAAAACAUUUUUGGUUGGGUUUUUAUUUUUUCAAUUUGGAGUUUAGAGAAAUGUUCUAAACCUCCAGAACAGAAAACAAUUAAAAAUGGGACACAUUUUGAUAUAUAACUGUGUGUGUAAUUGGACUGAGUGAGUUCACUUGCUCUCCUCAUUGUAAGACAGCGUCCAGUUCUGUGGAUUGUGGAUUCACAGGCCGAAAUUACUGAGGCGAUACUCCAAAAGUAAAUGUCAGGUUUUUAAACGACAUGCCUUAAAUAUCUCAUUCCAGUCCUUCCGCCGUGCUCCGCAGUAGUUUGUGUAAAUGGCCAUUUAAAGUGUGUCCAGACAUGAAAGCAAUGAUCUACUGAAGCGGAGGGAAAAUUGUUUAAAAGCAAUAGAAAAGUACUUAAACGGUGUCAGUGCCUUAAGACCAUUGUAUGACUUGAAGUAUUUCUCCUCAUUCAGCAUUGACUGUUUCUGGUGAAACUGCAGUUUUCCCAGAGUUGCUGUUUGAAUGUUUGCCUUUCCUUACAGCAGUUCCUGUCACGAUUUCUAUAUUUUGUAAACAUGGAGCAAAAUUAUAUUUUAGAAAAACACAUGUAUUAGAUCUUUUGUUUUGUUUUUUUGUUUUUUACUCUCACGACGUGGCCUUUAUGGGAGUGAUACUAGAUUUUUCUUUGAGGAAUUUCGCUGUAACUGUAAAUAAAAUGUGUAGUGUUCAUAAAGCCCUGCAGCAUCGCUUGAAGAGCAGCAGGAAAAGUGGUAUUUAUUGAAUAUCUUUGUAUCUGUACUGUGUACAUACAUCACUCUAUCUAAAUGCUCAGUUACUUGUAAAAACUGAUUUUAGUAAAUAAACAUUAUACAAGACCUA
Siniperca chuatsi (mandarin fish) is the source of this 1944-nucleotide messenger RNA. RefSeq names its product homeobox protein MSH-C-like. Gene Ontology annotation, molecular function: RNA polymerase II transcription regulatory region sequence-specific DNA binding; DNA-binding transcription factor activity, RNA polymerase II-specific. The transcript is spliced from 2 exons. Gene Ontology annotation, biological process: embryonic morphogenesis; regulation of transcription by RNA polymerase II. The coding region runs from base 107 to 940 and encodes 277 amino acids. Gene Ontology annotation, cellular component: nucleus. The record is from RefSeq and is a predicted model, not a curated record. Lineage: Eukaryota; Metazoa; Chordata; Actinopteri; Centrarchiformes; Sinipercidae.